AUGGGAACUCCUGGAUCAGGACGGAAGAGAACUCCAGUGAAAGACAGGUUUUCUGCAGAAGAUGAAGCUCUGAGUAACAUUGCCAGAGAGGCCGAAGCCAGGCUUGCAGCCAAGCGGGCAGCUCGAGCAGAAGCAAGAGAUAUACGUAUGAGAGAGCUGGAACGACAGCAAAAAGAGUUUUCUCAGCAUUCAUAUGAUAGAAAAUGGGCUCAUAUCCAGAAAUGGAUGGAAGAUUCAGAGAGGGCCAGGUAUUCUCACCGGUCCAGUCGACAUUCAUAUUUGGGAGCAGAUGAUGCUUUAAGUCUUCCAAGUAGUAGCAGUUUUAGAUACGACAGUGCUAAGGAUAGAUCUACAAGAUACUCAGUUCCUAGUCAUGCUUACAGUGAAUCUCAUAGUUCAAAGAAGAAAGCUGCUUAUUCCCAUAAAGAUUUAUUGAGUGGAAUUUACUAUGAUCAAAGAAAUUAUAGCAGCCUUAGAUAUAGUAAACCAGUUCCUUCCUACCAUACUCGGUCAUCUUCUCUAUACAGUGAUCCAGUGGCAACAACUAGGAGUUACAGGGUGUCUCCUUCUGUAAACACUGGUUUGAUAAGAAGUAUCAGUUUGGCAUCUUUGUGUGGUGAUGGAUUACAUAGCUCAUAUAGUUCUCGCACUCCAUCUGAAUACAGUUAUUCUUCAAGAGCAAGCUCAGUUCGAAGCAGUCCUGUGUCCUCUGAUUUUUCUGAUCAAAGUGAAACUGCUGCUGACUAUUUUAGUCGUUCCAACCGCAGAGGAAGCAUUGUUUCCGAUGCAGAUGAUGUCCAAGGUUUGAAUAGUCUGGAAGAAAAGAGUGAAAAAUCCCAUUCAGAAAUAUUUUCAAGGCCAUCAUCUCGCAAUUCGACAAGUGCAACUCCUCUGAGUGGCAACUCAUCUAGGAGAGGAAGUGGAGACACAAGCAGUUUGGUGGAUCCUGAUGCCUCCCUCAGUGAAUUACGGGAUAUCUAUGAUCUUAAGGACCAGAUACACGAUGUAGAAGGGAGAUACAUGCAGGGACUUAAAGAACUAAAGGAUUCACUAGCUGAAGUUGAAGAGAAGUACAAGAAAGCUAUGGUUUCCAAUGCUCAACUAGACAACGAGAAAAACAACUUGGUUUACCAAGUGGAUACUCUAAAGGACGUCAUUGAGGAGAAAGAAGAACAGAUAGCAGAGUACUAUAGGGAGAACGAAGAGAAGUCAAAGGAAUUGGAAAGACAGAAACACACAUGCAGUAUUCUGCAGCAUAAGUUGGAUGAACUUAAAGAGGGCCUUCGACAGAGAGAUGAAUUGAUAGAGGAGAAUCAACGCAUGCAGCAGAAUAUAGACUCCAUAACCAAAGAGGUGUUUGAUCUCCAGGAGACAAUUAAUUGGAAAGAUAAAAAAAUAGGGGCCCUAGAAAGACAGAAAGAUUACUUUGACUGCAUUAAGAAUGAGCGAGAUGAGCUCAGAGAGGAGUUGGCUGACCUGAAGGAAACAAUGAAGAGAGGAGAGAAACAUGGAUUAGUUAUAAUUCCAGAUGGCACGCCAAAUGGUGAUGUAAACCAUGAAUCAAUGGUUGGUGCAAUAACAGUUGUAUCGCAGGAAGCUGCUCAAGUCUUGGAAUCUGCAGGAGAAGGACCACUAGAUGUCCGGCUACGAAAACUGGCUGGAGAAAAGGAAGAAUUACUGUCCCAGGUUAGAAAACUGAAGAUGCAGUUGGAAGAAGAACGACAGAAAUAUUCUAAAAGUGAUGGCAUGAAUCCAGAUAUCUUAAGCUUAGAGAAUGGUUCUGACUUGCAGUUAAUUGAAAUGCAGAGAGAUGCCAACAGACAAAUUAGCGAAUACAAAUUUAAGCUUUCAAAAGCUGAACAAGAUAUAACUACCUUGGAACAAAAUAUUGGACGACUUGAGGGGCAGGUUGCAAGGUAUAAAAAUGCAGCAGAAAAUGCAGAAAAAGUAGAAGAUGAACUCAAAGCUGAGAAAAGGAAGCUUCAGCGAGAGUUAAGAACAGCACUGGAUAAGAUAGAAGAGAUGGAGAUGACCAAUAGCCACUUAAUGAAAAGGUUGGAGAAGAUGAAGGCAAACAGGACUGCGCUUUUAGCUCAGCAGUGAAGUGGAAAUUGAAAAUAUGAUGCACUGCUCCUUGAAUAACUAGUCCCUAUCUUGUUUUUAAAUACAGACUUUCAUUGGCACAAACUAUUUGAACACUGAGCUGUUCAUUGGUGUUUUAGUUUCAUAAUUAAAUGGCAUACAUCUUUUUGUAACUUAUGAGAGAAUGAAAUGUAGUUUGAAUUCCCAUGUGAAUGACAGCAAUUUUUCUGUAGCGUUUGAUUCUAGAGUCAGAGCUGGAGCACAAUGCUGUAUGUUCAACUUAGUGACAGAAAACGUUUUUAUAACUGUGGAAUCAAGUUUACUCACGAUCUCUUUUGGCUGCUUUAAUGAUGCUUGAUGCUCGGAGACAACUGCAUGAGUUCAAGACGACACUGUUUUACUGUAUUGUAAACUAACAUAUUUGCUCAAGACAUCACACAGCACAAGUGCCUUUUAUCUGGUGCAAUUUAGACUUCAUUGUUCAAAUAACCUUUGAAAUCAGAUAACAUUUUAUUUUAAGAUACAUUUGGGGUAUUCACUAAACUUUAUACAUUUUGAAAAUGCAUUUUUGUAAAAUAUUUAAAUUUAUAAGAAAAACUAAGGCCUGUAUAUAAAAAUCUGCUUUUUUUUGCAUGGGCACAUCUGAGCUCCUAGGUAAUUUUGUUGAAUACUAGCUCUGAUACUCUUAGUAUUAAGAGUGUGGAUUUAAAAACUUCUGUUGUACACCAUCAAAUUAUGUCAUCUGCUGCUUAAGUGUGAAUUGAAAUUUAAGGGUGGGAGGAAGGGGUGGGAAAUGUGGCUAAGGAGUUUAUUAAAUGGACACAU
Messenger RNA from Balearica regulorum gibbericeps (East African grey crowned-crane), 2907 nucleotides. The record is from RefSeq and is a predicted model, not a curated record. Lineage: Eukaryota; Metazoa; Chordata; Aves; Gruiformes; Gruidae.